Molecule: messenger RNA, 8564 nt
Organism: Amphiprion ocellaris (clown anemonefish)
Lineage: Eukaryota; Metazoa; Chordata; Actinopteri; Pomacentridae
Gene: loxhd1b
Product: lipoxygenase homology PLAT domains 1b
Exons: 42
Coding region: 638-7840 (2400 amino acids)
Molecular function (GO): protein binding
Source: RefSeq, a predicted model, not a curated record
UAAAAGAAGUCAUGUUACAGAAGUGUUUGAGUUACUCCUAUCAAAAUAAGUUAAAUUAACAGUAAAAUGCUCUUUAUAUGUUAUUGCAUCACUAAUAAUAAACAAAUGCCAUAAUAUGUAGUAGUAUAGCAGUCACAGGGGGCAUUGAGGUUUUACUUUCAUAUUUUUUAGUACAUUUUCCUGAUUGUGCCUAAAUACGAAGUACCAUUUUUAAAUACAGGACUUAUAGUUGUAGUGGAGUAUAUAUCACUACUCGGUAUUAAAUAAAGGUUCUGAAUCCUUUCUUCACCAUUGCUGUAUAAGUAUGUUUUCUCUUACAGGGAUUAAAUUGUUUUAAGGCCUAAUAACAAUUCUUGUUUGCUAUUCUCUAUCAGCUGUCUACUCCCAGAGACCGUUGCUUCUUGUGGUCAGGUGACAACAUGCAGAUUAUCAUUUUUAAUGAGGUCAGAGCAUCUGCUGCUGUUGUAGGUCAGAGAGGGGCUUCCCCAGCCGCCCGACAAACAGCAGUCUGUCAGCUCUGACUCGGACUCGUCCUACCAGCUGGUCACUCUUGUGCAGUCACAGGUCAGUUUAAUCAAGUUUCACCGGAACAUGCAGGAGCAUCGGUUACGGUUACAAGGUAGUAAAUAAAUUAAAGAUGCCCGCAAAAAAGAAAAAAACAAGACAGAGUGCAGAGGAGGAAACCAAAGAUGUAGAUGACGACGACGACUCUGAGGAUCAGGAACCAAAACCCAAGAAAAAAAGUAAGCAGGUGAAUGAGUCAAAGGAUGCUGGAAGAUUGAAGAAGAAGAGCAAGAAGUUAAAGGACACUGAUGAAGAAGGAUAUAAUUCUGACACAUCAAGGCCAGAUGUGAGCCAGACUGAGAAGAAAGGUAAAGAUAAAGAAAAGGUCAAGAAAAAGAAGAAAAAAGCCAAAGAAGAGAGCGGGGAUGAGUUGAGCAAUGAGUCACAGAACACAGAUAAUGAAGAUAACAACAAUGACUCCAAGGUUAAAAAGAGAGGAGAAAAGCUCCCUGAUGUGAUUGAGACCACUAAGAAAGGCUCGAAGUCCUCAGUGAAAGAAAAGAUGGGAGGAAAGGAUAAAAAAUCCAAAAAGGACUCAGAGAAAGAGGAGGAACCUGCAGCUGAUGAAGAAGAAGGGAAAAAGACAAAGAAAGAAAAGAAGAAGAAAGGCUCGGGGAAAGACAGUGAUGAAGACAAGAAGACGAAAGGCAAGAAGAAGAAGGUUGAAAAUUAUGUAGAAAUCUAUGAGAGUGAGCUUCGCAACUAUGAGCCAGAAAAAGUGGAGAACUAUGAGGAUGAGUAUCACAAAAAGAAAGUAUAUGAGGUAGUGACCAUCACUGGAGAUGAGAGAGGAGCCGGCACUGACGCCAACGUGUUUGUUACUCUUUUCGGGGAUUAUGGCAUCACUCCCAAAGUCCACCUGGCUAGCAAGAGUCGUACAGCUUUUGAAAGAGCCAAAACCGACGUGUUCAGAAUUAGGACUCACAAUGUUGGACCUCUGAAAAAGAUAAGGAUUGAGCAUGACAACACUGGACUGAAUGCCAGCUGGUUCCUGGACAGAGUGGUGGUGACUGAUGUGAUCCGGCCUCAUUUGAGGUUUUAUUUUGCUUGCAACAACUGGCUCAGUAAAGUGGAGGGAGAUGGCCUUUAUAUCAGAGACCUGCUGGGCAGCAUGGACCCAAUGGACAUGCCCAAAUAUAAUAAAUAUGCAGUGAGUGUUUUCACUGCAGAUGUAAAAGGCAGCGGAACAGAUGCAGAUGUCUUUAUCAAUAUCUUCGGGGAGUUUGGAGACACAGGGGAGAGGCGACUCGACAAUGACAAAAAUAAUUUUGAAAGAGGCACAGAGGACAAGUUCACCAUUGAGGCACCAAACUUGGGAAAAAUUAGGAAGGUCACCAUCGGCCAUAAUAACAAAGGCUCCUCAGCUGGAUGGUUUGUGGAUAAGGUGGUUGUGGAUGAUAUGGGAAAUAAAACUGUGUAUGAAUUUCCCAUCAAUCGUUGGUUUGCCAUUGAUGAAGAUGAUGGGAAGAUCCAGAGGGACAUUUUAGUUGGAGGCAACCAGCCCACAGGUAUUGUGUACAACGUCCAGAUUGUGACAGGAAACAUCCGAGGUGCUGGGACCAACUCCAAGAUCCACAUCAUGAUGCACGGCUCGAAAGGCAUGAAGAACAGCGGCAAGGUGUUUUUGGAGGGAGGAAAGUUCGAACGUGGCUUAACGGACAUCUUUAAUGUUGAGAUCGCUGCACUCCUCAGUCCCCUCAGCAGAGUCACCAUUGGGCACGACAACGGAGGAGUCAGUGCUGGGUGGUACUGCGAGAAGGUCGUUGUGUACUGUCCAUUCACAGGGAUAGAACAGACGUUUCCCUGCGGUAAAUGGCUGGAUGAGAAGGAGGGAGACGGCCUGAUAGAGAGAGAACUCUAUGAGAUGGUCUCGCUCCGGCAGAGGAGGCAGAAGAAGCACCCCUGGUCCUUGUGGAUCUGGACUUCUGACCUGCCUGGUGCUGGUACCGACGCAGACAUCUCCUUCCAGGUGUACGGAGACAAGGGCAAGUCCGAUGAGAUCCGACUGGACAACAAAACCGACAAUUUUGAGCAGGGACAGGUAGACAGGUUCAUGGUGGAGCUGCCUGAUUUGGGGAAAUUGACCAAACUCCGUAUCUGGCACGAAAAGAGGAAUCCUUUUGCAGGAUGGCAUCUCAGCAAAGCAACAAUAAUGAAGACAUUAACAAAGGAGAAGUAUACGUUUCCUUGUGAGCGGUGGCUGGACACUAACGAAGAUGAUAACGAGGUUGUGAGAGAGCUUCCCGCCACCGGAGAGCUAAUUACCGAGCCAUUUCCCGUGAUCAAAUACAGAGUGACAGUGUGCACCGGGACUAUCGGUGGCAGCGGUACAGAUGCAUCUGUCUUUCUCAAUCUGAUUGGAGGCCAAGGGGACACUGGAGAUCGGGAGCUGGUCAACUGCAAGAAUAACGUCAACAAGUUUGAGAAAGGAAACCUGGAUGAGUUUAUAAUUGAAGCCGUAAAUAUUGGGCAGGUCCACAGAGUGAGGAUUGGACAUGACGGCAAAGGGGGAGGCUGCGGCUGGUUUCUUGACAAAGUGAUUGUUAGAGAAGAGGGACAAGCUGAGGCCCACGCUGUGGAGUUUCCCUGCAACAGGUGGCUGGACCGCAACGAGGAUGAUGGACAGAUUGUCAGAGAGUUAGUGCCAUUUUCAGAAGGACAGCGUCUUUACAAUGUCAACUAUCACAUCGCAGUGAAGACGGGUAACAUCCCUGGAGGCAGCUCAGACUCUAAUGUGUUUGUCAAGCUUUACGGAGAAAAAGGAGACACCAGCAAGAUGAUGCUGUUGGUCUCUGCCAACAACCUGGGGAACUACUUUGAGACGGGCCGCGUUGACAUCUUCACUGUGGAAACCUUUGAUAUUGGACAGAUCAACCGUCUGAUGAUUGGCCACACCAACGAAGGCAUGCGUGCCGGCUGGUUCUUGGACAGCGUUCAGAUUAUGGUUCCUGUUCAUGGAAGGCAUUACAUGUUCCCCAGUCACCGAUGGCUUUGCAAGGAUGAGGCCGACGGCAAGACAGAGGUGGAGAUUUAUCCGAGCGAGAUCCUGGACAUGGAGCAAUUGAUAAACUAUGAGAUAACAGUAGUGACUGGAGAUGUGACAUUUGCUGGCACCAACGCCAAAGUGUUCGUCCAAAUGUAUGGAGACAAGGGGAAGACGGAGAUUAUCACGCUGGAAAGUCGAUCCAACAACUAUGAGCGCAACACGACAGAAAUAUUCAAGAUAGAGGCCAAAGAUGUGGGGAAGGUCUUCAAGAUACGGAUCGGUCACGAUGGCUCCGGGAUCGGAUCGGGCUGGUUCCUGGAGACGGUGGACGUCAAACAUCUAAUCAUGGCUUUGGUGCCCAAAGAGAAGAAGAAGGACGACAAGAAGAAGAAGAAAAAAAAGAAGAAGGAUGAGGAAGAUGAGGAUGAGGAGGGAGGAGAGGAGAUGCGAGAAGUGGUGCUGACCUAUCAUUUUCCCUGUUCUCGCUGGCUGGCUACAGGAGAGGAGGAUGGCGAGCUGGUGGUGGAGCUGCUGCCUGAAGAAGCAGAAGAGCUGGAAGUCAACACCUACGAAGUGUGUGUCUUCACUGGUGACAUGCUGGGAGCCGGGACCGACGCCAACGUCUUCAUUAAUAUUUAUGGGGAAAACGGAGACACCGGAGAGCGCUACCUGAAGAAUUCUGACAACCUCAACAAAUUUGAGCGUGGGCAGGAGGAUGUUUUCACCGUGACGGCUAUUGAUUUGGGUCCUCUGAAGAAGCUACGAAUCCGUCAUGACAACACUCAGUCCUACUCAUCUUGGUACCUAGAUCGUGUGGAGAUAGUGGACACUAAGGAUGAUACAACAUACUACUUCCCAUGUAACCGCUGGCUGGCAGUGGAUGAGGACGACGGGCAGAUAGCGAGAGAGCUGGUUCCUGUGGACGAGGCCUUCAUGUGGAAGGACGACGACGAGGAGGGGACAGGAGCCACUCUGGGGCUCGAGCAGAAAUCCAUGUCUACUACAUAUACUCUUAAAAUAAAAACUGGAGAGAAGAAGUAUGCUGGAACUGAUGCCAACGUCUUUGCUAUCCUCUUUGGUGAAAAUGAUGAUACAGGGAUCAUCAACCUAAAAGCUUGUAAGAACUAUAAGAAUAAGUUUGAACAGGGGAUGAUCAAUGAGUUCACCGUUGAGGCCGUGGACCUGGGAGACCUGGAAAAGCUUAGAAUUGGGCACGACGACUCAGGGGGUUCGUCUGGUUGGUUCUUGGACUGGGUUGAGAUUGAUGCCCCCUCACAGGGUCAGAGGCUUCGCUUCCCUUGUGGCCGCUGGUUGGAUAAAGGAGAGGAUGACGGUGCGAUAGUGAGGGAUCUUUAUCCUGCUGAGUUACAGACUGAACUCUACAUGCCAUUUGUGCCGUAUGAGAUAAAGAUAUACACCAGUGAUGUGUUUGGAGCGGGAACAGACGCUGAUGUGUUUAUAGUUCUGUAUGGACAAAAGGGGGUUUGCACACAGCAGAAACAUCUUUGUGUCAACAAGAGAGAGCGACGUCUGUACUUUGAGAGGGGAGCUGAGGACAUGUUUAUUGUGGAGCUGGAGGAUAUCGGUGAUAUUAUAGAGAAAAUCAGGAUAGGACAUGACAACAGGGGAACCAACCCAGGAUGGCACCUCGACAGAGUGGAGAUCAGGCGGCAACUCAGGAAAGGAAAGGGUUCAGAGACGACUAUUUUCCCAUGUGAGUGCUGGCUCGCCAAGUCUGAGGAUGACGGGGAGACGGUGAGGGAGCUGGUCUCCUCGGACAUCAUCACAGAGAAACUCCUCAGGGAUGGAACGUUGAAGAGGACUGAAACUGAGGUGGAGGAUGCUUUGGAAACCCACACGUACACGGUGUCAGUGCGGACAGGUGACAUGUACAGAGCAGGAACCGAUGCCAACGUUUUUCUCACCAUUUACGGAGACCUGGGAGACACAGGAGAACGCAAACUUGCCAAAUCUGAAAACAACAAGAACAAGUUUGAGAGAGGAGAGGUGGACAAGUUCACUAUCGAGGCUGUGGAUCUGGGGCAGGUGUUCAAGAUUCGCAUUCGUCACGAUAACUCCAUGAUGGGGGCCGACUGGUACCUGGACCAGGUGGAGGUGCUGGAUGUUGAAACAGAAGAGGUGUACAUGUUCCUGUGUGAGCGCUGGCUGUCAACGAAGAAGGAGGACAAACGAAUAGAGAGGACCUUCUUCGUCAAGGGGUACGAGGGUGAGAGAAGCACCGAUCCAUAUUCUAAGAAGAUGGCUCAGGCCAAACUAGGACUAGACCGAAAUGCCAACAAGAAGAAAAAGAAGAAAAAGGUGGCAGUGGUGGAAGAGGGUCCAAUCAUCCCAUAUCACUUCACUCUGUCCACGGGGAUGGACCGGGAUGCCAGCACUACAGCCAGAGUAUAUGUCAUUAUCAUUGGUCCCGGCGAGAUCGAGACAGACCGACUGUGGCUGGACCUGCCGGAGGGAAAGACGUCCUUCACGGCUGGCACCAUGGAGCACUUUGUUAGCUAUGGAACGGACGUAGGAGAGAUCAAGCGGGUGGAACUUGGCCAUAACGGUGUCACACCAGAGAGCUGCUGGUUGGUGGAUGAGGUGUCGGUUGCCGUGCCAACCAAAGGUAUCAAGUACAUCUUUCCAUGCAAGUGCUGGCUGGCUAAAGACAGGGGAGAUGGUCUGACUGCCAGACUGUUCAAUGUGUUGGACUCCAGCACGAUCAACAUUAUCCGCAAAGUUGUUUAUUCAGCCACAGUUGUCACAGGGGACACUCAGUACGCAGGGACGGAUACCAACAUUUUCCUGACUGUGUACGGAGUCAAUGGGAGCACGGAGGAAAUGCUGCUGCCUAAAAAUGAGGAUAGGUUUGAAAGAGGCCAAGAAGACACGUUCAGCCUGGAGAUAGAUGACAUCGCUCCUUUGAAAAAGAUCAGAGUUCGGAUUGAUGGCAGCGGGAGCCGCCCUGACUGGUUUCUUGACAGGAUCCUGAUGCGGAACCUGACCACAGACGAAAUGUAUCUGUUCACCUAUGAGGACUGGCUGUCCAAGACCAAAGGGCCGAAGAGGACGAAGGUGUGUGAGCUGGCGGCGGUGGUGGACGAGGAGGAGAUGGUGGAAAAAACAACCUACAUCAUCCAGGUCCAGACCAGCGAUGUCGGAGGUGCUGGUACUGAUGCCAACGUGUUUCUGAUGGUGUUUGGGGAGUACGGAGACACUGGGACGUUGCCUCUCAAGGAGAGCACCAAUAGGAACAAGUUUGAGCGAAAAAUGAAGGACGUGUUCAGAUUUCCUGACAUGCUCAGUCUGGGCGAACUGUCCAAAGUCAGAGUGUGGCAUGACAACAAAGGCCCUGCUCCUGGCUGGCACCUGGAGUACAUUGAUGUCAAAGAUGAGACCAUGGAUCAGAACUUCAGAUUCCCCUGCGACCGCUGGUUGGCUAAAAAUGAAGACGAUGGGCAGAUUAUGAGGGAGCUGGCUUGUGCCAACAAUGACUCUGUAGACCUCAGUGACAAAACCAAAUAUGAAAUUGCCACAACAACUGCGAACACAGACGAUGCCUCCACCGUGGAAAAUGCCUGGAUCGUGUUGGAAGGAAGGAAAGCCCGAUCCAAAGAGUUUGUUCUGGAGAAUAAGAAAAAGAAGUUCUUAUGCGGUGCCACUGACACAUUUGAGUUCUCGUCCAAGCAUGUGGGGGAAAUUGCUGGCAUCUGUCUUGGCCAUAUCACCAAAGAUGGCAAGAAGGUGAAGAAUGAAGCGUUCUGGCAUGUUAUGGAGGUGGUGGUGACAGAAAAGGAGCUGGGAAACAAGUAUUUCUUCCGCUGUGAUGCACAAAUCCCCCUGGCAGCCAAAAAGGACCAGUUCCUGACAUUCGAGUGCUACAAGUCCAUCGAGAGCUUUGCCAGCAAAGUCCGCAGCCUGGUUCCUGUCAAGUACGAAAUCAUCAUCAUCACCGGGGAUGUCAAAGGAGGAGGCACAGACGCAAACGUUUUCAUCACCAUCUAUGGCGUCAAUGGUGACUCGGGCAAACGUCACCUGCGACAGAAGUUUCGCAACCUUUUCGAGAGAGCGCAAACGGAUCGCUUUGUCGUGGAGAUGCUGGACCUUGGGGAGCUGCUGAGGAUCAAAGUGGAGCACGACGGCAGCGGCACCAGCUGUGGGUGGUAUUUAGAGUGUGUGGAGGUGACCAACACAGCCAACUCAGUCACAACCAUCUUCCAGUGUGGAAAAUGGCUGGACACACGGAAGGCUGACGGGCAGAUUCAGCGAGUGCUCUACCCCAAAUACUAAGAGGAAGGUGUAGGAAACUAGCUGUUAAGUGGGGGUUUUUUUGUUUGUUUUUUUACCACAGUGGACAGGCUUUGUGAGGAAAAAGUUAGAUUUAACAAACUUGGAAAUAACUUUGAUUGGAUAAAACCAGUAUUCUUUUUUAAAGUUUGUGCCAAGUCUUUCCAAUUCCUCCCCUCAAGCCUCAGAAAAAGCCAUUUGAUACCAUCUUUUCUUAUACAAUUUGACAAAUAAACAGAUCUGAUUAUUACCUAAAGUUGAUACUGCAACAUGACAAACAUUCAGUUUUAAUUUGUUCUUCGUUUAGACUUUUUAAUCGUGACUCAACGUCAAAGUAACUUCUUUUACAACCAAGUGCCAAUCAUUUGAGACUUACAAAAGCCGAAUCACCUUGUUCAAAUUACAGUAGAUCCAACCUGGACUCUGACUCAAAAGAGGCUUCGGGCAUUUAGAGUUGGAAAAACAACAAAUAAACGAGGCUCACAACAAUCAUACUAAAAACAGGAUUUUUGAGUGGGCUGCUGAUGAACUGUGUUCUCCCACAAUGCAAUGCACAGGAGGAAUGACAGCGGCAAAAAAAGAAAAAUAAUUGCAGACGUGUUGAAUCAGCUUCAGCAGCAGCACAGCGAGAUAAAGGUAACUAUGUAUUUAUAUAUUUUAUUUUAAAUGUGGUAAUGUCUCUGUGGAGCUUAAUUACCAGUGGGGUAAUAAAUACUGAAUAAUUUCC